AUGGGGCAUCACAAAUUGGGUGUCGUGCCUAGCGGCGUCGAACUGGGUGCUGCCAUUACACUAUCUGCGGUCGUGGUAAAAGAAGCUCGGUACAAAAGACUCUGCAAAUCAAAGAAGAUUUUGACAGUGAAUGGAAAAUUUCCUGGCCCAACUCUGCAUGUUCACAAAGGAGAUACUAUUCUUGUCGACGUUUAUAACAGAGGAAUAUAUAAUAUCACCAUUCACUGGCAUGGAGUGAAGCAGCCAAGGAAUCCGUGGUCAGAUGGUCCUGAAUACAUCACUCAGUGCCCAAUCAAACCUGGCCACAGGUUUACUGAAAAGGUCAUAUUUUCCGAAGAGGAAGGGACUCUAUGGUGGCAUGCACACAGCGACUGGUCACGGGCCACCGUGCACGGUGCUAUAGUCAUCCAUCCCAAGCAUGGCACUAGCUACCCUUUUCCAAAGCCCCUUGGAGAAGUGCAGCUCAUAUUUGGGGAGUGGUGGAAGGCAGAUGUAAUGCAGGUCUAUAGGCAAUUUAUGGCAUCAGGAGGUGCCCCAAAUAUAUCUGACGCUUACACUAUAAAUGGGCAGCCGGGUGUGCUAUACCCAUGCUCAAAGCGUGACACCUACAAGCUGAAGGUUGAAUAUGGCAAGACUUACCUGCUACGCCUAGUGAGCGCUGCAAUGAACGAGAUCCUCUUCUUUGCCAUCGCAAACCACAAUCUCACAGUUGUCGGAGCCGAUGCAAGCUACACGAAGCGAUCCACAAAUGACUAUGUCGCCAUAGCCCCUGGCCAAACCCUAGAUUGCCUCUUACAUACAAACCAAAACCCUAAUCACUAUUACAUGGCUGCAAGAGCAUUCACCGCUGGCCCUAUUGCAUUUGAUAACACAACCACCACAGCAAUUCUUCAGUACAAUGGGAACUACACUCCAUCUUCGUCCCCUUCAUUUCCUUCCCUUCCCUACUAUAAUGAUACCUCCUCAGCUUAUAAUUUCAUUUUUUCACUUAGAAGCUUGGUUAGUGAAAAUCAUCCAGUUUAUGUCCCUAUACACUUGAAAAAAAGAUUGGAAUCAACUAUUGCAAUAAAAACUUUUCCAUGCUACCCAAAUGGUACAUGUCAGGGACCAAAUGGGACUCGAUUGGCUGCGAGCAUGAACAACAUAAGCUUCGCUAUCCCCCAAAGAUUCGAUAUUUUGGAAGCUUAUUAUUACCAUAUCAAUGGGGUUUACAAGAAGAAUUUUCCUAGUUUCCCACCGUUUGUGUUCAAUUUUACUGAAGACUAUCCACCUUUGUACCUGAACACACCAAAAAGGGGGACUGAAGUGAAAGUACUGAAAUAUAACUCUACGGUUCAGAUGGUUUUGCAAGGCACAAAUUUGGUUGCAGGGUUGGAUCAUCCCAUGCACCUCCAUGGGUUCAGUUUCUAUGUUGUGGGGUGGGGGCUUGGCAAUUUUGACAAACAUAACGACACCAAGAAUUUUAAUCUUGUGGACCCUCCUUUUCGUAACACUGCUAUAGUUCCCAGGAAGGGCUGGAUUGCCGUCAGGUUCAAGGCAAGCAAUCCUGGAGUUUGGUUUAUGCACUGCCAUUUGGAUCGCCACCUUACAUGGGGCAUGGACAUGGCGUUUAUUGUGAAAAAUGGCAAGAGCCCACAAACAAGUCUACUACCACCACCACCAGACAUGCCACCUUGUUGA
This is a messenger RNA of Ilex paraguariensis (yerba mate), 1680 nucleotides long. Lineage: Eukaryota; Viridiplantae; Streptophyta; Magnoliopsida; Aquifoliales; Aquifoliaceae. The record is from the annotation of a GenBank genome assembly.